Metarhizium acridum CQMa 102 is the source of this 411-nucleotide messenger RNA. RefSeq lists its product as uncharacterized. The record is from RefSeq and is a predicted model, not a curated record. NCBI's taxonomy places the organism in Eukaryota, Fungi, Ascomycota, Sordariomycetes, Hypocreales, Clavicipitaceae.
AUGGUGCAAGAAUUUUAUCCGUUUUCCGCGGAUGCUGUGCGCCACCACCUCGAGGCUUUGGCCAAAAACACAAAGUGUAUGCAAGAGCUAACGCUGGCCUUCACUCAACUGUUCGACUCCAAAUCCAACACUCCCAACCCUAUUGUGUCGCCAACGAUGUCGAAACCGAUGAGGUGGUUCUUCAGAAGUUGGGAGGACGUCUCACGUGCAAAGCUCAAUGGCGUGGGUGAUAUCGUGUCCGGAGAUCCGGACUGGAACCCAGGACCCGGAACAGACAAUAUUGCCUUGCACUAUGCAGAGUUCCACUCGGAUGAGUUCAACCAAAAAGACACGGCGAGACACGGCAAUCAUUUCUGCAACAGAUGGUGUUAUCCGGGCCUUGAAAAGAGCUUACGCUACAUGGAAAUAUAA